Molecule: messenger RNA, 2532 nt
Organism: Neltuma alba
Lineage: Eukaryota; Viridiplantae; Streptophyta; Magnoliopsida; Fabales; Fabaceae
Product: probable disease resistance protein At5g63020
Exons: 3
Coding region: 1-2532 (843 amino acids)
Molecular function (GO): ADP binding
Source: RefSeq, a predicted model, not a curated record
AUGUCCGACUUUAUUACUCCAGUUAUUGACAUCCUAACUCGUUUGUGUCGUUACUGUGCCAAAUGGGCAGAUUCAAUAUGCAAUCUUCAAGAAAACCUCAAGUCCUUGACAAGUGCUUCAGAUCAACUCGACGACAUAUAUCAUGAUGUCAAGAUGAAGGUCGAAACGGCAGAGCAGGACCCAGGGCUGACGGUUUUGCAACGGGUAAGGGGUUGGAUGGGCAGUGUAGAACGCCUACAAAAUGAAGUCCGAGCCAUUUUGCAGCAAGAUGAUCGAGAAAUACAAGCCACAUGUUUCGGAGGUCAUUGUCCCAAGAAUUGUUGGGCUAUCUACAAGCUACACAAAAUGGUUGACCGGAAGCUGAGUGAAGUUAAUGAUCUUACACGCAAAGGCCAUUUUGAUGUCAUAGCAGAAAAGCUUCCCCGUGAUAGGUUCGAUAAACUUCCUGUGGCUAAGCUUGUAGGGGUAGAAUCAACAUUUGAGGAGCUAUCAUCGAAAGAUGCAGAUGAAGGAAAAAUUCAAGAUGCCAUUAGGAAGAAAUUGAAUGUCCCAGAUGAUACUUGGAAUAAUAAGACGGUGGAGGAAAAAGCUGUUGUGUUAUGCAAUAUCUUAAAGAACAAGGCAUUUGUGUUGUUAUUAGAUGACGUGUGGGACUGGAUUGACCUGUUGAAAUUGGGGGUUCCUUCCCCUAAUAAUCAUGAAUGCAAGAUAAUAUUUACAACUCGGUUAAAAGUGGUUUGUGGUCAAAUGGGUGCGGAUGCAGAUGGAAGCAUCUUAGUAAAUUGCCUCCCACCAGAUGAAGCAUACGACUUGUUCAAGGAGAAAGUGGGCGUUACUACUCUUGAAAAACCUAAUAUAUUGCCUCUUGCAAAGCAAGUGGUGGAAGAAUGCAAAGGCUUGCCACUUGCUCUUUGUACUGUUGGACGUGCCAUGGCUAGCAAAGAGACUCCUAAUGAAUGGAAGCGUAGUUUAGAAAUUUUGAGGAGGAAUCCCUCAAAGGUCCAAGGUAUAGUUGAUGAAGUCUAUUACUUACUUGAAUUCAGUCAUGAUAGAUUGCCAAAUGACACCUACAAAUCAUGCUUUUUGUAUUGUGCCCUGUUCCCUGAGGACUAUAACAUUGAAAAACAAGAGCUUAUUUUGCUCUGGAUUGCUGAAGGCUUUUUGGCUGAAUUUGAUUAUGAUAUAUAUGAAGCACGUAAGCAAGGAGAAGAUAUAAUUUCAGGUCUAAAGUAUGCUUGCUUAUUGGAAAAUGGUGAGGAAGAAGAUACAAUUAAGAUGCAUGAUGUGAUCAGAGAUACAGCUCUUUGGCUAGCUUGUGAUCAUGAGGAAACGACGAGAUUCAUUGUAAGAGAUUAUUCCAAGACAAGUGGGCUUGAAGUAUACAAUCAUCCAAUGUGGAAAGAGGUAGAAAAGCUAUCAAUGUGGGGCGAGGGUGAUGUGAGCAGAAACUUCUCACAAAAACCUCAUUGUCCUAAUCUCGUGACUCUGCUUAUUAGGAAUACUAGGAUUGAAGUCUUUCCAACUGAGGUAUUUGUACUUCCAAGUACUGUCAGAGUUCUAGACUUUUCUUCUAAUUUUGGAAUAAGAGAUGUACCAUCAGAAAUAGGGGACUUUGUAAACCUGGAACACAUGAACCUAUCCCGUACUAGUAUAAGAAAACUGCCAAAGGAGUUGAAGAAUUUGAAGAAGUUGAAGAUCUUGUUGCUGGACGAAAUAGAAGUGCUUGAAUUCCCAGAGAAAGUUAUAUCCGGUUUGUUAUCCCUUCAAGCUUUUAGCACGAGAUGGUCAAAAAUUCGAGGGAUUGAUAAAAAUGUGUUGUUGAAUGAGCUAGAAAGCUUAGAUCAUCUUCAGGAUAUACGCAUUUCUGUCCAUAACACAUCCUCUGUUGAAAAAAUACUGAUCUCCUCAAAAUUGCAAAGGUGCAUGUGUGAGCUAUUUGUUAUAAAGGUAGACUCAUCACUCCACGGCUUGUUCUCAUCACUUGGAAAUAUGGAGCAUCUGGAAACAUUACUGGUUGCGCAUUCUGAAGCUGUGGAUGUUCCGAGACGCUCAUUUUGGGGACAUGAUUAUAUCAUCACCCUUCGCAGGUUGCGUCUCUUUAGGUGUGGUAAUAUAGUUGACUUGAAUUGGCUUAUACAUGCUCCAAACCUUGAAGUCCUUGAAAUAAUCCAUUGUGAUUCAUUGGUGGAAAUUAUAAGUGAAGAUUUUGGGACUGCUGACGCUGAGAGAGUGAAAAGUAAUCUAUUUUGCAGUCUCAGUUCUCUUUCUUUGUUGUGUCUGGGAAACUUAAGGAGCAUUUGUAGAAUGGCAAGACAGUUUCCUUGUUUGAAGGAGAUUGAAGUAGGAGAUUGCCCCAAUUUGAAGAAGCUCCCAUUUAAUUCUCAAAGUGCAUUGGAAAAUCUACAAUACUUUAGGGGAGACAUGGAGUUGGAUGAAAUGGAAUGGGAAGACGAAGCCACUAAGCAUCUUCUUUCGUCAAAGAUUAAAAGGUCUGGCGUUCGUUUUGUUCGGCCGCCGGCAUUGUCUGAGUGA